AUGGCUUUCCAACUAACAGUGGCACUUCUAGUCAUAGCCAGUUUGGCGUUUGUUUCUUCCAGAUCUACUGCAAAGAUCGUCGGAGGAGAGGAAGCCCAGAAGCACGAAUUCCCCUACCAAAUUUCACUGCAAUGGAACUACAACGAUAGCAUAAAUGAAGUGAUGCACUUCUGUGGAGGAUCUUUGCUGAACGAAAAUUUCGUCCUGACUGCUGCCCACUGUCGCACUUCGUAUUCGGAGAACGGAUUCAUCGAAGUGGUUGCCGCUGCACAUGACGUUUCCGUUGCGGAAGGAUUCGAACAGCGUCGCUUGGUAGAGUUGUUUACCAUCCACGAGAAAUUUAAUGGAGGAGAGGGAGUCGGUCCGAAUGAUGUUGCAGUUAUCAGCGUUGACAAACCAUUCGAGUUGAAUGGUAAAGUAAAAACUGUACAGCUUCCGAUACAGUCGGAACAGUUUGAAGGUGACGUUGUGCUCAGUGGAUGGGGAUCCUUAUCAACUGGCUUCUUCCCGGAGUAUCCUGAUAAACUACGAAAAGCUGUUUUUCCGUUAGUAAGCUAUGGUACCUGUCUUGAAAUGUGGGAAUUCGACUAUGCACUAAAAAGUAGUAACAUCUGCACUGGACCUGCGGACGGUUCGAAAAGUGCUUGCUCUGCUGAUUCCGGUGGUCCCCUGGUCAAAUUGCUUGGUGAUAAAGUGGUUCAGGUCGGUAUCGUUUCAUGGGGUCCCAUUAUAUGUGGAACCCCAAACAAACCGGGAGUAUUUGCGGGAGUUUCUUGCUAUGUCGAUUGGAUUGAGAAGCAGCUUCGUAAAUGA
Molecule: messenger RNA, 813 nt
Organism: Wyeomyia smithii (pitcher-plant mosquito)
Lineage: Eukaryota; Metazoa; Arthropoda; Insecta; Diptera; Culicidae
Product: trypsin-1-like
Exons: 3
Coding region: 1-813 (270 amino acids)
Biological process (GO): proteolysis
Molecular function (GO): serine-type endopeptidase activity
Source: RefSeq, a predicted model, not a curated record